This is a messenger RNA of Aspergillus calidoustus, 1467 nucleotides long. The record is from the annotation of a GenBank genome assembly. Lineage: Eukaryota; Fungi; Ascomycota; Eurotiomycetes; Eurotiales; Aspergillaceae.
AUGGCAGACCACUUAUACGAGCUCCUGAGCCCGCAUUUUCUAGAUUCUGAUGCGCGUCUGUCUCAAGAAGCGACCACGAUUCGAUAUCUCAACCGAUUACCCACGCUAUCCCUUCAAGCGCUUCAGACCACAGAGCGCCAGUCACUUUCACAAUCCGCACACUCCACGCUGCUUUCUCUCCAAGCGCUCUCUAAUAGAUCCCACAAAGCUUUCAUAACGACUGCAGACAAUCUGUCCAACCUUCAUUCGUCCAUUGCCAAGUUGACUAGUCAAACACAAGACCUACGCAAUGCCAUACCAAAGCUCGACGAGGAGGCGGUUCAAUUCUCACUGAAAUACAGCAGAGCCGCAGAGAAUGCCACGCUCGAGCAGCGGAAGAAGGUGCUAGGGCUGUCGCGCAACGUCGACCGCAUAUCUGAUAUUCUAGAAUUGCCCACUUUACUUGCGACUGCCGUCUCAUCUGCAGCGGCCAAUUCGGGAAACACGGGAGCCUCGUUCUCCACGACAUAUUCAGCCGCGCUGGAUCUGUACGCUCACAUCAAGAGGCUACAAACGCUGUACCCAGAUUCGUCUCUGGUAAAGGAUGUGGCCACACAAGCCGAGGAAGCGAUGAGAGAGAUGACAUCAAAUCUCAUCGGCGCUCUACGCGGGCAGAAUCUCCGGCUUGCAGCAGCCAUGCGAACUGUCGGCUGGCUCCGACGCGUUUCGCCAGAACUUGAUACCCUCCACGGCGAUGGGGGAACAAAUGCGGGCGGAGGAGGAGCACUCGAUGCAUUAUUUCUCAUCUGUCGUCUGGCGAACCUCAUCUCUACACUGGAAGCAUUAGAUCCCCUCAAGGAACUUGCAGAUCAGGAACUACAGCGCAGGGUGCAAAGUCCAGAUCAGAAGAGUGGAAAUGGCUCUUGGGCUGACGGCCACCAAACAGAAAAGUAUCUGAAGCGGUAUAUCGAGAUAUUCCGCGAGCAGAGCUUUGCUAUUGUAUCUCUGUAUAAGAACAUCUUCACACCAGACCAGUCCGAGUCUGAGAGCGGUGUUACGGAGAUAAGGGGAAUCGACGCGCGAAUAAGGACGGCGCAAACCUCGCAGGCGGACCGUACGCAUGAUCCAUUUCAAUGCCUUCCACCGGCUUUGGCAACCUUUCCUACACAUUUGGUUGAACUAUUGACGGACACAUUGCGCACGUAUUUGCCUAAUCUCCAGGACAAGACUGCCCGUGAAAGUCUUUUGACCCAGGUGCUGUACUGCGCUGCUAGCUUAGGACGCCUAGGAGGUGACUUUAGCAUGGUGCUAAGCGAACUCGUCGACACAGACGACGAAGAGACAGGCCUAGUUUAUGAAUGGGAGGAGGUCAUGCGAAAACACCGAGCUCUGGCUGGUCGCCUUGAACAACUCACAGGGACUAACCCAACAAGCCCUACAGGGUCCUCAAAGGGGACCCUGCAGCCAACCUCUCCAGCUGCAGCGUAG